GGAGGCCCAACAUUGCACGCUACAAACAGCAUUCCACAAUGCACGUCAACUUGUCCAAGAUCCAUCAAACCUCUUGUGAGGGCUAUGUGACAAAGAGAGGGCAUUUGAUGAAAUCGUGGAAGCGGAGGUAUAUGGUCCUGAACGGCGACACCUUGUUGGUGUCGUACUACGACAGCAAGGAAAUCUACACGUCGAAAGGCCAUCCAAAGGGGUCGUUUGUCCUGUCAGAAUGCGAGAAACAAGACCUUAGCGACGAGGGGGCGAGUGUCAAGCCGUUCGGGUUCAAGUUCAUCGGACAUUGCCCUGGACAGGGAUACAAGGAGUACAGUGUGUAUGUCGAGUCUCAAAUCGACCAAACCAAGUGGCUCAACGUGGCACACAAUGCCUUGGGCAAAAAUUCGUCGCCCCAGAAGUCGAUGAGUCAGCGAAUAGAAGAAAUCACAGGUCCACUUCUUCCCUGUGCAUCUGUACAACUCAACUGUCCACGACGAGAUAUGAUACAUAUCACGACAUUAGGCCACAAAGAGUCGGCCGGACUCAUGCAGUCGCUGGAAGCGCAAAUGAAAAACGUCAAGAAAACGUCCCAGGAACUUCUCCAACAAGCGAUCAACGAUGCGAAGGAAGCGGACCGCAUUGGCGAUGCCACGGUCAACGAAAUGGUGUAUCAAGAAGAUGUGUUGAACGACGCGGAAGGCACGGUGGACACCAUGGGUCGGCAGAUGGACCAUGCCGAGGACUUGGGCAGGAGCUUGAAGCACCCGAUCUUGUACAAGCUCACGCACUUAUUCACCCGCAAAAAGUCCUACAAGAAGGGCGGGCGAGGCUCCAAGACAAGAAAAGGGGGAGCCAAGGCCUCUCGCAGCAGUCGCGUGUCCAGAGUCAAGUUGCAACCGCCGCAGCAACAGCAUGCCGCGGCCCAGCCAGAGGACGAUCAGCUGGACCAACUGUCCAAGAUCCUCGCCAAGCUAGGUCAGACGGCCGACACCAUCAGCGACAUCACGGCGCGCACGACCGAGCAAGUGGACCGCAUUGACCAAAAAGUCACUAGUGUCGACGAUCGCGUGAAGAAGGAGGCCAAGCUGGUGCAGGCGGUGCUCAAAGCGGAAAUGACGUAAUUGGAACUUGCUUAUACUACUUUCGGUCCAUAAAGUGCUGUCGGCGAAUCAACUUGACGUGUCGCUCCAUCAUUGCGUUGACAUCGGUCGUCUUGAUCGUGCGGUUUCCACCGUCGUCGAGGCUUUGCGAGUCCAGGCGUUUGCCGUCCUUGUAAAUGAAGCGCUGGGGACCAGAUUCUAUAGAUCCACGUGAACACCAUGGAUGCACAAGGCAAGAACCACGUACGUGGCGUGCG
Molecule: messenger RNA, 1351 nt
Organism: Aphanomyces astaci
Lineage: Eukaryota; Oomycota; Saprolegniomycetes; Saprolegniales; Verrucalvaceae
Exons: 4
Coding region: 39-1115 (358 amino acids)
Source: RefSeq, a predicted model, not a curated record